Molecule: messenger RNA, 2993 nt
Organism: Trifolium pratense (red clover)
Lineage: Eukaryota; Viridiplantae; Streptophyta; Magnoliopsida; Fabales; Fabaceae
Product: phosphate transporter PHO1 homolog 1
Exons: 14
Coding region: 336-2681 (781 amino acids)
Biological process (GO): phosphate ion transport; cellular response to phosphate starvation
Cellular component (GO): cytoplasm; trans-Golgi network; plasma membrane
Molecular function (GO): inositol hexakisphosphate binding
Source: RefSeq, a predicted model, not a curated record
GCAUUUUGAAUAGUAUACUUUGUCUCCUCUCCAAUUCUCUUUAAAUUUAGAACACCCUUUGAAAAUCUUCAUGAGAACAUGUUUGCUAUGAAGUGAUCAUAUCCGGUGGCGGUUUGGUCACUUUCCGGCAUAAUCUAGCCACCACCACAUCUUCCUAAUUCCCUAAGUGGAGAAGCAUAUAGUAUCUAAGUAUAUUAUAGAAUUGUGCUUUACAGUAUCAGUACCAGCAUAUCAACCAAACACCCUUUUUGUUCCAAUAUAUAAUAUCAUCUUGUGUUUUCAUUCAACACUCAUCAACAAUAUACACAUCACAUAUACAACAAAGAGAGUGGAAAAUGGUUAAAUUCUCUAAGCAAUUUGAGGGACAACUUAUUCCAGAAUGGAAAGAAGCUUUUGUUGAUUAUUGGAAACUUAAGAAGGAUCUUAAAAAAAUCCAAGUUCUUAACAAUAUUAACACUACACCAAACAAUCAUCAAAUUAGUUUAGUAGUGAAAUCACCCUUUUCAUUACUAACAAAGUUCUCUUUAUUUUGCCAUCAACAAAGAGACCAUGAACCAAUUCAAGUUCAUAGGAAACUUGUUUCAUCAACAAGUAAAGGUGAUAUGUAUGAGACACAAUUGCUAGAUGAAUUUGCUGACACUGAUGCUACUAAAGAAUUUUUUGCAUGUUUAGACCAAAAUCUCAAUAAGGUAAAUACAUUCUAUAGGACAAAGGAGAAAGAGUUUCUAGAUAGAGGAGAGUCCUUGAAGAAACAAAUGGAUAUUCUUAUUGAGCUCAAAUCUGCUUUCAUUGAGAAGAAAGGUAAAGGGAAAUCUUCUCAACUCUCCAAAGAGGAAGAAUCUAUCUCAUCAUUCUAUAAUAGUGAGGAUGACUCUGUUAGGAGCAGAGAACAAAUAGAGGAUUUGGAGAAAAUAGAAGAGGACUUUACUCAAUCAAAUGAAGAGGAGAAAUCAGUAAAUUUGAAAUGGGAAGAUGGUAAAUUGAAGACAUUAUCUGGCCAUAUUGUUAGGUCCCAAGGAAAAAAUGUGAGGAUAAACAUUCCUUUGACAACUCCAUCACAAACCUUAUCAGAAAUUAGUUAUCUUGUAAUGGAAGAUUUGUUCAACCAAUCUUCAAGGAAAUUUAAUCCAGAAGGUGGUGUUCUUCAUCUUAACAAAACAAGGUUACAUCAUGCAGAAAAGAUGAUCAAAAAGGGUUUCAUUGAGCUCUAUAAGGGCCUUGGAUAUUUGAAUGAUUAUAGGAAUUUGAACCUGCUUGCAUUUAUAAAGAUUCUGAAGAAAUUUGACAAGGUCACAGAAAAGCAAAUUCUUCCAAUCUAUCUCAAAGUUGUUGAGAGUUCAUAUUUCAACAAUUCAGACAAGGUGGUGAAGUUAAUGGAUGAAGUGGAGGAAUUAUUUGUCAAAAACUUUGCUCAAGAUGAUCAUAGAAAGGCAAUGAAAUACCUUAGACCAAUUCAUCCUAGGAAAGAAUCACAUGCAUUACCUUUCUUCAUUGGACUAUUUACUGGAUGCUUUUUGGCACUUUUUUGUGGAUAUGUUUUAAUGGCUCAUCUUACUGGACUAUACAAAAGACACCAAAAUUCAAUCUACAUGGAAACUGUCUUCCCUGUGCUUAGUGUGUUUAGUCUCAUAUUUCUACAUUUCUUCCUCUAUGGCUGCAACAUUUAUGCAUGGAGAAAGACUCGUAUAAACUAUAGAUUUAUUUUCGAGAUAGUUCCAACAAAGGAACUAAAGUACAAAGAUGUCUUCUUGAUUUGUACAAUGUCUAUGACUUCUGUGGUUGGAGUCUUACUUUUUCAUUUGACUCUACUCACAAAAGGGUAUUCCUAUGCACAAGUUCAAUUCCUUCUUGGCCUACUUUUUCUGGCCUUCUUACUAUUACUUAUAUGCCCUUUCAACAUUAUAUAUCGGUCAAGCCGGUACAACUUCAUUUGUGUAAUAAGGAACAUAGUUUGGUCACCCCUUUACAAGGUUGUCAUGCUGGACUUUUUUAUGGCUGAUCAACUUUGCAGUCAGGUUCCAAUGCUAAGGACCCUAGAGUUUAUGGCAUGUUACUAUGUAACUGGGAGCUACAAGACUCAAGACUAUGGAUACUGCAUGAGGGUAAAACUCUAUAGAGAUCUUUUUUAUGCAGUGUCCUUUCUUCCAUAUUAUUGGAGAGCAAUGCAGUGUGCAAGGAGAUGGUUUGAUGAAGGGGAAACAAGUCACCUUAUCAAUCUAGGCAAAUAUGUUUCAGCUAUGUUAGCUGCAGGUGCUAAAGUUGCUUAUGAAAAAGAUAAAAGUGUUGGAUGGUUAUGUGUUGUUGUGAUCAUGUCAAGUGUAGCAACUUUGUAUCAAUUGUAUUGGGACUUUGUAAAAGAUUGGGGUUUGCUCCAAAUGAACUCUAAGAAUCCUUGGCUAAGGAAUGAAUUAGUGCUAAGAAGAAAAGCUAGUUACUACUUCUCCAUGGUGUUAAAUAUUACUCUGAGGCUUGCUUGGUUGCAAACUGUCCUCCAUUCAAGUUUUGAAAAUGUUGACUAUAGAGUAACAAGCUUAUUUCUAGCAGCACUUGAAGUUAUUAGAAGAGGACUAUGGAAUUUCUUCAGAUUGGAGAAUGAGCAUCUAAAUAAUGCAGGCAAGUUUAGGGCAGUGAAGACAGUGCCUCUUCCUUUUCAUGAAGUGGAAGAUGAAGAAGAAGACUAAUAAUAAUAAUAAUAAUGCCAAUUGGCAUAUUUUGCAUUGAUGAGGAGUAUAUAUAGAUUAAUUAAUUAUCCUCAUUCAAGUUGAUGUAACAUUGAUCAACUUGAUUAUUUUUUUCAGUGGAUUUGUAGGAAUAUAUCAUCAUCCACAUAUGUAUGUAUACACAAUUUUCAUUAACAAUAAAUAAAUAAAUAAAUAUUUAAUGAGAAAGUGCAAUGUUACUAAAUAUCUUAGCAUAUACUUCUACCUUGUCUUGUAUUGUACUUUAUUUCCUAUACUUACCACAUUAUGUAAAAUUUACAAAUACAGAGUAAA